CGAAGCCAAUUGCAGCAAGAGCUUAAAGCUGUAUCAUUUCUGAAAAGAAAAGCUCCAUCAAGCAGUACAUAUAAUGAAUCAGACGCCAAGAAAACUCGUAUAGGAAGUGCUCCAGCAAACAUCAAUUGCUUUUACUGUGGCAAGCUUGGCCAUAGAUCUCCACAAUGCUUUUUAAAAAAAGGGAAGCUAAUCAUCAGGAUAGCCGAACGAAAACCGAAACCAUCUCCAAGGACCAGGCAGCUGAGAAACCUGUCACCUGCUACAUCUGCCGGAAGCAGGGCCACAUCGCAUACAACUGUCCGAAGAGGAACAAUCAAGAUGGAAGUAGCGGUGAAACCAGCAGCUCGAAGCAAAAACGCGUCGAUUUCUGCGUUGUUAAAACCCCUACAGGACUUCUACGUCAUAACGAUACGCCUAGCUCACACGAGGACGUGUGAUAUGUCAAGAUGGCCGUGUCGCAGAGUGGCAACAGUGGCGCCGCAGGUGAUAGUUUUAAGAAACUUUUAAUUUCGUCGGCGCCGUAGUUUACUUAUCAUGUAACUUAUAACGCCAUCUAUUAGAAAUUGUCAGAAACGAUUGAUGUUGUCUAGUGUUUACCGAUUUUGUUCAUUUGUAACGCCAUCUAUUGGCAAUUGCUGGAAACGUCAAGUAUCUUACUUGGGUGCGGUCGGCGCAGAACUAGUAACGGUUAACCGGUUAA
This is a messenger RNA of Leguminivora glycinivorella, 700 nucleotides long. RefSeq lists its product as uncharacterized. The coding region runs from base 165 to 437 and encodes 90 amino acids. NCBI's taxonomy places the organism in Eukaryota, Metazoa, Arthropoda, Insecta, Lepidoptera, Tortricidae. The transcript is spliced from 2 exons. The record is from RefSeq and is a predicted model, not a curated record. Gene Ontology annotation, molecular function: nucleic acid binding; zinc ion binding.